This is a messenger RNA of Gastrolobium bilobum, 3000 nucleotides long. RefSeq names its product protein ROOT HAIR DEFECTIVE 3 homolog 1-like. Gene Ontology annotation, cellular component: endoplasmic reticulum. The record is from RefSeq and is a predicted model, not a curated record. The transcript has 23 exons. NCBI's taxonomy places the organism in Eukaryota, Viridiplantae, Streptophyta, Magnoliopsida, Fabales, Fabaceae. The coding region runs from base 130 to 2562 and encodes 810 amino acids. Gene Ontology annotation, molecular function: GTPase activity; GTP binding. Gene Ontology annotation, biological process: endoplasmic reticulum membrane fusion.
AGUGUAUGUGCGCGUUGCUAAAAUCCCCUUGUGAGUCCGAGUCUGAGAUCGGCCCUUGGUUCUCUCUUUUCUCUUUCGAUCUUCCUUUCCUUACCGCAUUGCUCAACAACCAUUUCCAAUUCCACGCUAAUGGCAAUUAGUGAGAAGUGUUGUUCAACUCAGCUUAUUGAUGGAGAUGGUACGUUCAAUAUUUCUGGGAUUGAAAACUUUAUGAAGGAGGUGAAAUUGGGUGAAUGUGGGCUUUCAUAUGCGGUAGUAUCUAUUAUGGGUCCACAAAGUAGUGGCAAAAGCACGCUAUUAAAUAAUUUGUUUCGUACCAACUUUGUAGAGAUGGAUGCUUUCAAGGGAAGGUCUCAAACAACGAAAGGAAUCUGGAUGGCUAGAUGUGCUGGCAUAGAGCCUUGUACACUUGUGAUGGAUUUGGAGGGUACAGAUGGAAGAGAACGUGGAGAGGAUGAUACUGCAUUCGAAAAGCAGAGUGCUCUAUUUGCUCUUGCUGUCUCAGAUAUAGUGCUAAUAAACAUGUGGUGCCAUGACAUUGGCCGUGAGCAAGCUGCAAAUAAGCCGCUUUUGAAAACUGUAUUUCAGGUCAUGAUGAGAUUGUUUAGCCCACGCAAAACAACAUUGUUAUUUGUCAUACGUGAUAAAACAAGGACACCACUUGAAAAUUUAGAACCUGUGUUGCGAGAAGAUAUUCAGAAGAUAUGGGACUCUGUUCCUAAACCACAGGCCCACAAAGAAACCCCACUAAGUGAAUUUUUCAAUGUUGAAGUCGUUGCUCUUUCUAGUUAUGAAGAAAAGGAAGAUCAAUUUAAGGAGCAGGUUGCCAGCUUGAGGCAACGAUUCUAUCAUUCUAUCGCUCCUGGUGGGCUUGCAGGGGAUCGGCGUGGAGUAGUUCCUGCUUCUGGCUUUUCUUUUAGUUCUCAACAAAUAUGGAAAGUCAUUAAGGAGAACAAAGACCUUGACCUUCCUGCACAUAAGGUUAUGGUUGCUACUGUACGAUGUGAAGAAAUUGCCAAUGAGAAAUAUGCCUCUUUUGUUGCACAUGAGGAAUGGUGUCAAUUGGAAGAGGAUGUGCAAUCUGGCCCUAUUCCUGGAUUUGGGAAAAAGCUCAAUUCACUCCUUCAUACUUCUUUGUCAGAGUAUGAUGCUGAGGCCACUUAUUUUGAUGAAGCUGUGAGAUCUGCAAAACGAAAACAACUUCAAGAAAAAUUGUUUCAACUUGUCCAACCAGCAUUCCAAUCUGCUCUGGGACAUAUAAGAUCUGGAACUUUGGAUAAAUUCAAGGAGGUAUUUGACAAGGCUUUGAAUGGAGGGGAAGAGUUUUCUGCUUCUGCUAAUAAUUGCAUUGGGUCUUGUAUGGCUCAAUUUGAUGAAGCAUGUGCAGAUGUUCUUAUUGAGCAAACAAAUUGGGAUACAACUAAAGUACGGGAGAAUCUGCAGCGUGAUAUGGAUGCACAUGUUGCAUCUGUAUGUGCAGCUAAGAUUUCUGAACUUACUGCAUCAUAUGAGGCAAAACUGAAAGAAGCUUUGUCUGGCCCUGUUGAAGCUCUUUUGGAUGGAGCUAAUAGUGAUACUUGGCCAUCAAUAAGGAACCUUCUUAGUCGUGAGACUAAAUCAGCUGUUUCGGGGUUCUCUGCUGCGCUUACUGGGUUUGAUAUGGAUGAAGAAACAAGACAGAAAAUGAUUUUGAGUUUAGAGGAUUAUGCAAGGGGUCUGGUAGAAGGAAAGUCUAGGGAAGAAGCUGGAAGAGUUCUAAUUCGUAUGAAGGAGAAGUUUACGAUGCUGUUUAACCAUGAUUCUGAUUCAAUGCCUCGUGUUUGGACGGGGAAAGAAGAUAUUCGAGCCAUCACCAAGACUGCUCGCUCUGCUUCUUUGAAGUUGCUAUCUGUUAUGGCUGCAAUUCGUUUGGAUGAUGAUGAUACUGAUAAUAUCGAGAAAACAUUAGCAGUUGCAUUGGUGGAUUCAUCAAGCAGUGCUGUUAAUAGGAGCAUCACAACAGUUGAUCCGCUAGCUUCUAGCAGUUGGGAACAGGUUCCAUCCUCUAAAACACUGAUUACCCCUGUUCAAUGUAAAUCUUUGUGGAGGCAAUUCAAGACAGAGACAGAGUACAGUGUCUCUCAAGCCAUUUCUGCACAGGAGGCCAACAAGCGUAGUAACAACUGGUUACCUCCCCCAUGGGCAAUUGUUGCUUUGGUUAUUCUGGGAUUUAAUGAAUUUAUGACACUUCUAAGAAAUCCCUUGUAUUUGGGUGUCAUCUUUGUUGGUUUUCUUCUCAUUAAAGCCCUGUGGGUGCAGCUUGACAUUUCGGGUGAAUUUCGCAAUGGAGCCCUUCCGGGAAUCAUAUCCUUGUCUAGCAAGUUUGUUCCAACUAUCAUGAAUCUUAUCAAAAGACUAGCAGAGGAGGGACAGAACCCUGCAACUAACAAUCCUCAGAGAAACCCAUCAAUAAACAAUUACAAUGCUGUUACUGCUGGUAGUGCUGUCUCAUCUAGUGCUUCAUCUAACGUAUCUUCAUUGGACAAUGGAACCGAAUAUGCCAGUUCAUCAAAAGAUGAGUAGGUGAAGAAAGUCAUCUUACUGAAGAGCAAUUUCUUUUUUUGGAAGAUGGUGUUGUCUGCUGGCGGCAUGCUGGGUUUUUGCUUGUCCACGAAUUUAUGACAUGUUAGCAUUCAUGACAUUCAGAGGCAUUGGUUUUUGUGCAAGUGCCGAAUACAGGGAGGGGGCAAUGUUUUGUUCCGAGGUGGUCCCCCUUAAAAUAUUUCCAAUUUAGGUGCUUCAGUUAGUUGGAGAAGUUAGCUUAUUUUACAUGGUCUUUGAUGGUUAUGCUGGUUUUGCGAUCAAUUUUGUUUGUAAUUUUUAUCAGUGUUUCUGAGUGUAUUUUUUUUUGAAAAUUUAUUAAUUGGACUCGUGUAUUUAUAUUAGAUUUUUAUGAUAUACUAGAGGCUUGUGGAAGUUACAUGUAAGAUCGUGUUUGCUUCUUGUAAUGCGAACUAUUGA